GGUAUUUUUUGAGUCCACUGUUUGGUUUAGCUAGUGUUUGCAGGCUGUGUCAAAUUCAAGUGAAUAGGCUGGGGCUUGACAUUCAUUUGGCCAUAACAGCUCCGGCCUAAAAAUUCAAAGGAGGGACAUUUUAACUAUACUUUACGUCGACAAAUGUUAAAGUAAUGCAUCCCUGGUUUAGUCAGAACAGGGAGUUCCGCACUUUCACAAAUUGAUGCACUGUGAGGUGAUUGCUAGCUAGCUAACGUUACCCGCAAACUCCCUCCAUCUCGUCGGUGUUUCUGUUUCGGUCACAGCACCUCUGCUCUGUUGCUGUCUUUACAACUUCAAAACAGGUCUUGCGGAUUUUGGUUUUAAGAGCUACAAUGGGGGCGUUUUUGGACAAGCCAAAGAUGGAGAAGCACAAUGCUCAUGGUGAGGGGAACAGUCUGACCUAUGGCCUGAGCAGCAUGCAGGGCUGGAGGGUGGAGAUGGAGGAUGCGCACACGGCAGUCAUUGGCCUGCCUCAUGGUCUCGACCCUUGGUCCUUCUUUGCUGUCUAUGAUGGGCAUGCUGGCUCCCAGGUGGCCAAAUACUGCUGUGAGCACCUGCUGGAGCACAUCACCAGCAACCCAGACUUCCAGAGUGGUCUGGAGCCCAACGUAGAGAGUGUGAAGAUCGGCAUCCGCACAGGUUUCCUGCAGAUUGACGAGCACAUGCGGAACAUCUCAGAGAAGAAGCACGGUGUGGACCGCAGUGGCUCAACUGCGGUGGGGGUCAUGAUUUCCCCAGGCCACAUCUAUUUCAUCAACUGUGGAGACUCCCGGGGUCUUCUGAGCCGUGGAGGAGCUGUGCACUUCUUCACACAGGACCACAAGCCCAGCAACCCACUGGAGAAGGAGAGGAUUCAAAACGCCGGAGGCUCUGUCAUGAUCCAGAGAGUGAACGGCUCUCUGGCUGUGUCCCGGGCCCUGGGAGACUUCGACUACAAGUGUGUGCAUGGCAAGGGCCCCACUGAGCAGCUGGUUUCACCAGAGCCUGAGGUGUAUGCAAUUGAAAGGUCUGAGGUGGAAGAUGAGUUUAUUGUCCUAGCCUGCGAUGGCAUCUGGGAUGUCAUGGCCAAUGAGGAACUGUGUGACUUUGUCAGGUCCAGGCUACAGGUGACCAAUGACCUUGAGAGAGUCUGCAAUGAAAUUGUUGACACUUGCUUGUACAAGGGGAGUCGGGACAAUAUGAGCGUUGUGCUGAUCUGCCUCCCAGGGGCUCCAAAGGUGACUGCAGAUGCCGUGAAAAGGGAAGCAGAGCUGGAUAAGUACCUGGAGAGCAGAGUAGAAGAGAUCAUAAAGAAGCAGGGAAACGAAGGGGUUCCAGACUUGGUCCACGUGAUGCGGACGUUAGCAUCAGAGAGCAUCCCUAACCUCCCUCCUGGGGGUGAACUGGCCAGCAAGCGAAACGUUGUUGAAGCGGUGUACAACAAACUCAACCCAUACCGAAGUGACGACACAGACUCAGCGUCCACAGACGACAUGUGGUAACACAACCCCCACCACAAACACAGCACAGAGUUUACAACCCGCAACCCUCUCAAGACCCACAGCAGCUCCCUUCAGCAGUCUGUCUCCCCACCACUUUGAGCGUUACAUUUUUAAGAAGGGAAUAUGAUGGGAGGACGAGGAGAUGCAAACACACCUCUACACCCUGGAUAGUGCAGCACCAGUCCGCUCUGAAGUUCAGGAUUCCCUCCAUUUUGUCUCACCUUUUAUCCCCCCCCCAAACUUACCCAUAACUAGCGAGUCCAUUAGGUUCUUUUAAAAAAUCAGCUGAAACAAUUUAUUUUUUUGCUGUAAUUAGUUUGAUUCACAUUUCCUUGUGUUUUGUAUAUUUCUGUUUUUGUGAAGUGCAAUUGUCGUGUACAAACAGCCUGUAUUUAAUGCAGCUUGAGUUCAAGUAAAACAAUGAAAGAAGUGAGAAAGAGAACCUUUUAUGCACUAUCUGCCUUUUUCCUGCUCUUCUGGAGUUCCAACAAAUGUCUAUUCAGUGAAUAUUACUGUUUGUCCUCCAGGUGAUAUUAUCCUCCUGCUCUUGUUCUUUUUUAGUUUAAGUCUUUGCUCAUUAAAGAAACGGGUAAAUUGUAUAGGUUCACAGCACAGUAAGCUCUCUAAAUCUAACCAUAUAAAUCCUAAUAUUUACAUGUUCAAUUUUAAUUAUUUUUCAUAUACCUUUUUCUUUAUACGCUGUGGUAACUAUGGUGAAGUGUUAUACAGUCCUUCAUUGUGUUCCUGUCUUUUGGAGAGAAAUGAUCUUGUUGCUCUCCUGUAAACACAACAAAGCAGUUCCAAGAUGCAAGUGAAGAUUAUCCCACCUGACACCUUUUUAACACUUGCUGUGUUGGAUUCCGUGUGUGUGUGUGUGUGUGUGUGUGUGUGCGUAUACUGGCAAGCGUGCCUGGGUGCUUGUGUGUAUGUGUAGAAGUAGGUCUCUAUCUGCAGCACUGUAGCUACUAGCUAAUGUUUGCUAUGGUGGUGCUGAUGUCAGAACCACAUGGGCUGGAGAUUUAGGCGCCAUUACUCCUACAUACCUCUUCUGCACCUCAUCAGUCCUUCAUAUCAGCACAAUACAAUCUCUCACUACCCCUCACUCAGAUAACACUUUAUUUGACAGUGGAAGGAUUAAGUUGACAAAUUGCAAUUUGUACUUCAAAAUGACAUCUACCACAACCACUUUGUAAUUGUCAGUGAAGUCUGUGACACAGUUAACCUGUCUAAUGACAUACAGUGAUUAAAAAAAAAAUGUAUAUAUUUUUUAGUUUGAACCUUGACUAGUUGACAUGUUUUCAUGUGUCAUGAGUGUUCGAUCAUUUACUUUGAAUAAACCACAUGAGGUUGGUGGCACCUUAAUUGGGGAGGAUGGGCUCGUGGUACUGGCUGGAGUGGAAAAGUAUCAAACGCAUGUGUUUGAUGCCAUACCAUUUGUUCCAGACAUGAGCCGUCCCAUCUGCAGCCUCCACUGGAAUAAGCAUAAUAUGUGACAGGUGCCACGUGGUCUAUGAAAGCAUAGGUCAGCUUUAUGACAGCCCAUGCCAAGUGAAGUUUUCUAAGUUUCAGAGAGGAGUUCAAAUCACAACAUUUAUCUGAUUUUUACAAGUGUUUAAGUGCUGAUUGUUAGAAACCCUAGUUACCACCACCAGUCUAAGUGAAAUUCAAUCUUCUGUUUCCAAUUUCCAAGUGGUGUUUUUUCUAAAGAAGCAAAUCUCCAGUUGUUACAUGCAUUUUUGGGCUUGUAAAUUAAUGGUAUGUUCACAUUUGUUUCUUGAAGAAUUUAACUUAUAAAUGCCUAGAGCUUAGUUAGGUCAACUGCUGAUAUACGCUUGUUUUACUCAAAUUCUUGUAAACCAAGUAAAUGUGAACAAACACUAGCCUAAAAAUAUGGAUAAAACUAUCAUUUUGAUAUCAUGGAUGGUCAGUCUUUACAUGUAUAGCUAUGAAUUUGAUUGGUUACAUUUCUCCAGCUUCAACCCAUAGCUUUUUACAGAAACAGGGGUGUUAUAGUUUCAACUGCUGAUUGCUGCUUUAAAUGUUGCUAUAUUCAACUAUACAACCAAGAACAAAUCCACUAAAUGCAUUGAGCUCUCCUAGAGCUCCUUGUAUUUACUGUGUGGUUUGGGGUGCUCUUACUGUAGAGACCUCAGCCACUGCACCAGGAGCUAGGGCACGGUAUGCUGCUAAAGUGUAUGAUUGAUUUGCAGUUAAAUUUUCCCUUUUAAGAAAAAAGUGUAUAGUAUGUAUUUCGUGGUGAGAUGGUUUUAUUUAAAUGUGUUUUCUUCCAUUGUUUAAAAUUCAUUGUUGUAUGUAUAUACAGUCAGUGGCCAGUUUAUUAGGUACAUCCAUCUAGAACCGGGUCGGAUCCCGCUUUGCCUCCAGAACAGCCUGAAUUAUUCGGGGCAUUCUACAUGGUGUCGGAAACAUUCCACAGGGAUGUUGGUUCAUGCUGACGCGAUGGCAUCGUGCAGUUGCUGCAGAUUAGACGGUGGUACAUUCAUUCUGCGAACAGCCCGUUCCAUUUUAUCCCAAACAUACUCUAUUGAGUUGAGGUCUGGGGACUACGCAGGCCACCCAAGUAAGCUGAACUCACUGUCAUGUUCCAGGCAAUGUUUUUCCACUCAAUUGUCCAGUGUUGGUGAUCGCAUGCCCAUUGGAGACGCUUCUUGUUUUUAGCUGAUAGGAGUGGAACCCGGUGUGGUCAUUUGCUACAAUAUUGCCACUGUUAUUUGUCUGUUUAUGGCCCGCCUGGUAGCUUGCACGAUUCUUGCCAUUCUCAUUCGACCUCGCUCAUCAACAAGCUGUUUUCACCCACAGGACUGCCACUGAUUGGAUGUUUUAUUGUUUGUCGCAUCAUUCUCUGUAAACCCAAGACACUGUCAUGCGUGAAAAGCCCAGGAGGGCGGUCGUUUCUGAGAUACUGGAUCCGGCGCGCCUGGCACUGACCAUCAUACCACGCUCAAAAGUCGCUUUGGACACUCGUUUUGCCCAUUCUUACGUUCAAUCAAACCGUAAUUGAAGGCUUCGAUGCCUGUCUGGCUGCUUUAUAUAGCAAGCCAUGGCCACGUGACUCACUGUAGGAGCGAUCCAUGUUCGUAAACGGAGGGGUGUACCUAAUAAACUGUCCACAGUUUAUUAGGUUAGAUAAGUGGUGAGCAAGAUGCUCUUGUUUUGUUUGUGGAUGUUUAAUCAAUUAGAAUGGAGCACUGUAGGUUAAGGUGCCCUUCUAAUUCCUGUGGGCUCUGCUCAGGGUUGGGACACUAUCCUGUUUGUCUGACACACAGGGUAACAUACUGAAUUUGAAAUUCUCUCUCUUUAACCAACUGACAAUCUAAUGAUGAAGGCUAACUUCAGGCAACAAACUACCACGUUGUCUCCUGAAUUUGACCCCUAUAUAUUGUUCAACAUUUUGGGGUCACUUAGAAAUGUCCUUGUUUUUGAAAGAAAAGCUAUUUUUUUGUUGUCCAAAUUGAUCAGAAAUACAGUGUGGACACUUAAUGUUGUAAAUCACUAUUGUAGCUGGAGACGGCUGAUUUUUUAUUGAAUAUCUACAUAGGCGUACAGAGGUCCAUUAUCAGCAACCCUCAAGCUAAUUGAUCAUUAUAACCCUUUUGCAAUUAUGUUAGCACAGCUGAAAACUGUUCUCCUGAUUUUAAGAAGCAAUAAAUAUGGCCUCCUUUAGGCUAGUUGAGUAUCUGGAGCAUCAGCAUUUGUGGGUUCGAUUACAGGCUCAAAAUGGCCAGAAACAAAGCACCUUCUUUUGAAACUCGUCAGUCUAUUAUUGUUCUGAGAAGUGAUGGCUAUUCCAUGCAAGAAGAUCUUGUACAAUGCUGUGUACUACUCCCUUCACUGGCUCUAACCAAAAUAGAAAGAGUGGGAGGCCCCGGUGCACAACUGAGCAAGAGGACAAGUACAUUAGUGUCUAGUUUGAGAAACAGACGCCUCACAAUUACUCAACAGGCAGCUUAAAUAAAUAGUACCCACAAAAUACCAGUCUCAACAUCAACAGUGAAGAGGCGACUCCGGGAUGCUGUUCUUCUUGGCCGAGUUGCAAAGAAAAAGCCAUAUCUCAGACUGGCCAAUAAGAAAAAAAGAUUAAUAUGGGCAAAAGAAUACAGACACUGGACAGAGGAACUCUGCCAAGAAGGCCAGCAUCCCGGAGUCGCCUCUUCACUGUUGACGUUGAGACUCAGUUGUGCACCGGGGCCUCCCACUCAUGAUGAUGCUGAUGCUCCAGAUACUCAACUAGUCUAAAGAAGGCCAGUUGUAUUGCUUCGGUAAUCAGAAUAACAGUUUUCAGCUGUGCUAACAUAAUUGGAAAAGGGUUUUCUAAUGAUAAAUUAGCCUUUAAAAAUGAUAAACUUGGAUUAGCUAACACAACAUGCCAUUGGAACACAGGAGCGAUGGUUGUUGAUAAUGGGCCUCUCUACGCCAAUGUAGAUAUUCCAUUAAACAUCUGCCGUUUCCAGCUACAAUAGUCAUUUACAACAUUAACAAUGUAUACGUAUUUCUGAUCAAUUUGAUGUUAUUUUAAUUACUCAAAAAGUGUUUUUCUUUCAAAAACAAGGACAUUUCGAAGUGACCCCAAACAUUUGAACGGUAGUGUGUAUGUGUGUAUAUAAAAUAUAUUAUAUUACACACACACGCACACAGUUUAGAGAUGGUUUGAUAUGCCACCCUUUUGUUACUGUGUUUUAUGCGUACCUGCAGUUGUUUAGAAAGUAAACCAUUUAAAGUAUGUCUCAGAUUAACGCUUAAAUAUGUUUGUCCAUGAAUGAGGGACUUGGACCCAGGUUCUUUUUUGUUGUGAACUUGAUAUACGAACAGUUGAUGUACCCUUAAACUGCUGAAAUGUCAAUCACACAAACACUUAUUGUUCAGUUGUAUACUUAAGUCAAACAAUGCUUCAUAAUUAUUACACCGCAUUUGCGAUCUUAGAAAAAACAUUAAGUGACUGAAUGAAUCCGGUACCCAAGUCACUUUUUUAAAAUGAGAAAGAAAUGUGGUUAGAUUGGUAAUCGUUAAAAAAAAGAUUUUUUAAAAAGUUGUAUUUCCCCACUGGUUUUGUGGAAGGGAACCAACUUUUAGGAGCACAGAGCCGUCCGCUGUAACACACAAGCCCUAGCUGUUUUAGAGCCUGCAUAGGCAUUUGAAUCUUCCCCUGAGGAUUGCAAACGUUCAUUGUCCUUAUACUCAAGUAUUUUCUCCAGAAAUACUGCAGUAUGUAUAUAAUUUUCAAGUACCUAAAUGAAGUCAAAGGAAAAUCUGUUUAACCUGUUUUAAACUUGCAGGUUACUUAUUUACUGUCAAUGUUUUUAUAAGGCUAGACUGGAAAUAAAUAUAUUUUAUUUCAGAAAUGCAUUACUUUUAUCUUUAGGUUAGCUGCAUAUUUUUCAGUCAUCUGUACAGCUUGACACUGAUUUUGUGCUGCGGCACUUUUGUUUUUAAAGAGUUUUGGAUAGUAUGUUAGUGUUCUGUUGUCGACACACCAGUUUGAAUGCGGACUACUUGCAUAUAUACUGUAAGACUUGCAUAGUGACUAAGGUGUUAGAGAUGGGGCCUUACAUGAACAUGUCAUGUAAUUAUGUGAGCCUCAUAAGGAACGUAUGUACAGUUCCUUCAAAGUAGCCAUACACUGACUUAUUCCACAUUGUUGUUACAGCCUGAAUAUAAAAUGUAAAAAAAAUGUUUUUUUCCCCCUCACCCAUCUACUACUCACACCACCCUAUAAUGACAAAAUGAAAAUGUUUUUCUAAUUUAUUGAAAUUGAAAUCCAGAUAUAAUUUACCUAAGUAUUCACACCCAAUGGUCAAUACUUUUUAGAAGCACCUUUGGUGGCGAUUGCAGCUUUGAGUGGUCUUGGGUAUGUCUAUAUCAGCUUUGCACAUCUGGAUUUUGUGAUUUAUUUUCCCCCCAACCCCCCCAUUCUUCCUUGCAUAUUUUCUCAAGCUCUUAAGUUGGAUAGGGAGCGGUGGUGAACAGAUAUCUUCAAGUCUUUCCACAGAUUUAAUGGGAUUCAAGUCUGGGCUUUGGCUGGGACACUCAAGGACUUGCACUUUCUUGUUCUGAAGCCAUUCCAGCGUUGCUUUGGCUUUAUGCUUGAGGUCAUUGUCCUGUUGGAAGGUAAAUCUUUGCCUCAUUCUAAGGUCAUUUGCGCUCUGAAGCAGGUUCUCAUCAAGGAUUUGCCUGUAUUUGGCUCCAUUCAUUGUUCCCUCUAUCCUUACCAGUCUCCCAGUCCCUGCCGCUGAUGGUAGGGAUGGCGUUAGAUGAGCUGUGCCUGGUUUUCUUCAGACAUAGAGCUUUGCAUUCAGGCCAAAUAAUUAAAUUUUUGUCUCAUCAGACCACAAUCUUUUGCCUUAUGCUUUCAGUCUUUCACGUGCCUUUUUGCAAGCUCCAGAUGUGCUGUCAUAUGCCUUUUUCUCAAGAGUGGCUUCCGUCUGGCCACUCUCCCAUAAAGCCCAGAUUGGUGAAGUGCUGUAGAGACCGUUGUCCUUCUGGCAGGUUCUCCCAUCUCACCCAAGGAGUUCUGUAGUUCUGUCAGUGGUUAUUGGGUUCUUAGUCACCUCCCUGAUUUAAGGUCCUUCUUGCUCAGUUUGGUCAGACGGCCAGCUCCAGGCAGAGUCUGGGUAGUUCCAAUUUAUUUUAUUUUUUUCAAAGUUCGAGACCACUGUGCUCUUGGAACUUUCAGGACUCUAGAAAUGUUAUACCCUUCCCCAGGGUAUUCCUUACCACAAUUCUGUCUCGGCGAUCUACAGACAGUUCCUUAGACUUCAUGGUAUAGUUUCUGCUCUGAUAUGCACUGUCAACUGUGGGACCUUUAUAUAGACAGGUGUAUGUCUUUCUAAAUCAUGUCCAAACAAUUGAAUUGGCCACAGGUCACUACAACUUUGAGUCCACAUCUCAAGGAUGAUCAAAGGAAAUUGGAUGCACCGGAGCUCAAUUUUGAGUGUCUUAGCAAAAGGGUGUGAAUACUUAUGUAAAUGAGAUUUCUGUAUUUCGUUUUUAGUGAAUGUGCUAAAAUCUCGGUGUGUGUGUGUGUGGCUGGCAGGCAGGCAGGCAAAGGAAAACAUGUAUUCAAUCCAUUUUGAAUUCAGGCUGUAACACAACAAAAUGUGGAAUACGUCAAGGGGUAUAAAUACUUUUCUGAAGGUACUUUUUGCAAAAUUCAGAGGCCAUAUCCUGAUCUUAGAUCCAUUCACCAUGCUUGAACCUUUUGUAGAUCUUUCUUUGCCUCCCAUUGAAAUAGGAUAUGGCUCUAAAAGAAUUCUCAAUUAUGGUGCAUUUAUUUUUUUCAAUAUUUGACUUUUGAUCAAAAAUUGACCCGUCUGGUACCAUACAAGACUGACCUAAUUGUUCAAAGGCGUAGCACUUACUAAGCAUCCAAUGUAUUCUUUUUCUUAUAUACCAUAACUACAGUACCUCAUAAAUUCAUAGAAAACCUAUUUGUAUUGGUUGUUGUUUUAGACCCCACCCCCUCUGUAGUUUUGCUUUGAAAACAGCCAUCAUACACUUGGCUGUUCUGACUGUCAGAGUCUGUGGAAUGUCAGACUGAGUUGUCAUAGAGUUGGGCAGACCCAUUGUAAAUGUAUUUGACUGAAAUGUGCAAAUUUGAAAUGUUGAUAUCUAUAAUGUAUCCACUGCAAAUGCUAGUUUUAUUUUAUUAACUAGUAAAAUCAUUGACCUUAUACGAAAAAGAAUGGCCUCAAACCCUUGCUUGUGUAAUUUCACCAACUUGUUUAGCUUUUGUGUGAUAUUCAACUAGUUCAGAGAUCUAGAAUUGUAACAAUGUUCAGGGUUCUAGAAAUGUAAGAUGUGUGAGAGGUAUUUGGUGUAAUUAAUGACAAUGGUUAAAAAUGCACUGAUAGUCUUAUCAGCUUUUUCACAAAUUAUUGUUCUAGAAAAAACGAUGAAGCUCUCUACAGGUUGUCCCUUUGCUCCCCUGGAACUAGUUCUGUUCGGUUCAGAGGUAUAUCUGGCUGGAGUAAAAUAGAUUUGAAUGCUCGCUCCCAUAUUGUCCAUAUUGAUGUACCUCAGUUGUGACGUUACUGUGUGACCCUUAGCAGUGGUGGGUUGUGUCCCCUUAAACAGGGGACCUGAACCCCAUGUUGCUGACCUUUUCAGCUCACUAAUAAGCUCACCGAUUUGCCUUACCCAAUCUAACCCUAUCACUUAAGUACUUGUUUAUUGGAACACUUCAAGGAGAGAUGUAGACAUGACUUUCUUGUAACUGAGAAAUAAAUCAAAUCAAGUGUUUCCAUGUUAGGGUGCUUCUCUUCAAAGUGGCAUACUAUGUUGGUAGUUACAUGGUACACAUUUUCAACCGUUUCUGGUUUGUAUACAUUUUUUUUUUUUUCACGUUACCUUGUUGAAUCUUGAAAGCUUAUUUAAUUGCUCACUCCUGCAGAUGAUGUAAUACUUUAAGCAAAUGCAAGUGUAUAACAAUUGGGUAACCUUGUAAGCAUUAGAAAUGUGCAUACAUACAUACAUGUCUGCUGUAUUUAUGAAUACAUUCAAGAAUGGCUUUAGACUGCUGUAGUAUUGUCUAUGUUAAUUCAACUGCUUCUCAGAGGCCUCUGUGAUUGACUUUGCAAAGUUCAAUAACUGUAUAUUUUGUAUUAUGUCCCAUCUCCAAAGGAAAGACCGAAAAUAAAAUGUUAAAAAGCUUUGUUCCCUGAACUAAAUUGUGCUACUUGUGUUGAGUCGAUUGAACAAAUUGCAUUCCUUGCUUGUGAAUGUUUUUUCUCUUCUUUCCCUGAAUUUCCUCGCCGCCUUUCCGUCCUUAUUUCUUUCAUUUUUUUUUGCCUUUUGAAGUUUGAAAUAAAAUGUAUAGUUUGCAGAAUGUAUCACUAAAUAAAUGGGUUGUUACCUUG
Molecule: messenger RNA, 10387 nt
Organism: Oncorhynchus nerka (sockeye salmon)
Lineage: Eukaryota; Metazoa; Chordata; Actinopteri; Salmoniformes; Salmonidae
Product: protein phosphatase 1A
Exons: 6
Coding region: 366-1514 (382 amino acids)
Biological process (GO): positive regulation of canonical Wnt signaling pathway; peptidyl-threonine dephosphorylation; positive regulation of canonical NF-kappaB signal transduction
Cellular component (GO): cytosol; nucleus
Molecular function (GO): protein serine/threonine phosphatase activity; manganese ion binding; magnesium ion binding
Source: RefSeq, a predicted model, not a curated record